This is a messenger RNA of Syngnathus acus (greater pipefish), 1850 nucleotides long. It is a transcript of the gene slc35b3, whose product is annotated as solute carrier family 35 member B3. The record is from RefSeq and is a predicted model, not a curated record. Gene Ontology annotation, molecular function: 3'-phosphoadenosine 5'-phosphosulfate transmembrane transporter activity. Lineage: Eukaryota; Metazoa; Chordata; Actinopteri; Syngnathiformes; Syngnathidae. Gene Ontology annotation, biological process: transmembrane transport. The transcript is spliced from 10 exons. Gene Ontology annotation, cellular component: endoplasmic reticulum membrane; Golgi membrane. Bases 260 to 1384 code for a protein of 374 amino acids.
CGACCGGAAGUUGUUGGCUGCGGCUGCCGCAGCUGCUGCAACGCCACUCUAGCAACGACGUUGCUAGCCACAGGGCUUCUUCCAGCUCCUUUGCCAAAUUGCCAGCUUGUCACCGGCGAAGACAAUUACGGACGAGUUUCAUCGUCAGUCAAUAUGACUUGGAGAUGUUUACAGUCAUGCAUUUCGCCGGAAAAUGACUGUAAUUCAACGUAGAGAUACCCGGAAGUGUUGUCGAAGCCACGAGUAGAACCUUGCCACAAUGAGUGCAAAAUAUGGCCUGGCGGGGUACAACAGUUCGCGGAAGCACAUUUCAAUAUCAGUUCCGGCAUCUGCAGAGGUGAUGUCCCCUCAUAUAAAGUCUAUGGAGGAACUGAAGGUUCUUGGAAUCAGACUUGGCAACUUUAGUGCCCCCACACAGUUUUGCAUCUGUGUGGCUGGGGUCUUCUUCUUUUACCUAAUCUAUGGAUAUGUACAGGAAUUAAUCUUUUCAGUGGAGGGGUUCAAGCCCUUUGGUUGGUACCUCACUCUGGUCCAAUUUGGGUUCUACUCUCUGUUUGGACUCAUGGAGCUUCAAUUCACAAAAGACAAACGCCGAAGGAUACCUGGGAAGACGUAUAUGAUCCUUGCAUUUCUAACCGUGGCAACCAUCGGCCUUUCAAACACCUCUCUGGGUUACUUGAACUACCCGACACAGGUCAUCUUUAAGUGCUGUAAACUCAUUCCUGUCAUGAUUGGAGGAGUAUUUUUACAAGAUAAACGCUAUAAUGUGAUUGAUGUGACGGCUGCUGUCUGCAUGAGUUUUGGACUCAUCUGGUUCACGCUUGCUGACAGUAAAGUGACACCCAACUUUAAUGUCACAGGUGUUGUCAUCAUUUCCCUAGCACUGUGCGCAGAUGCCGUUAUUGGAAAUGUGCAGGAGAAAGCCAUGAAACUUCAUAAUGCCUCCAAUUCUGAAAUGGUGUUGUACUCGUACUCCAUCGGCUUUGUGUACAUCCUGACAGGGCUGCUCAGUGUGGGUGGGCUUGGACCAGCAGUCUCUUUCUGCUCAGAGGACCCUCUGACGACGUACGGAUACGCAUUCCUUUUCUCCCUUUCGGGUUAUUUGGGCGUCUCCUUUGUGUUGGCCUUGAUCAAGCUGUUUGAUGCUCUUGUUGCAGUUACUGUGACCACGGGUCGGAAAGCAAUAUCAAUUGUUUUUUCCUUCAUGUUCUUCACCAAGCCCUUCACUUUUCAGUACAUCUGGGGUGGCCUUCUGGUGCUCUUUGGCAUCUUCUUGAAUGUUUACAGUAAAAACCGUGACAAAAUGAAGCUUCCCUCAGUCAAGGACCUGAAGAGCUGGCUUUUGACGGGAAAGAAAGUCAGACUCCUCUCCCAAAAUGUCUAAGAGGCAUCCACGGGUGAUCAACAUUGAGCCAAGUGUUCUUUUUCCAACGAUCGGCCAGCCUCACAUGCGGCGACAUGACUCAACUAUGAUACCCAAUGGAAUUUUGGGCUUCUCUUCACCAUAAGACAACUGGUACAGACUGAAACUACCCCAAAGUGAAGAAAUGAGUGGCCGUUUUUGAAUGCACACCAACAGCGAUCCAAUGUGAACAACACUGAGAAGGGAAUCAAGAGACCAAAUCACACACUUUGCACUGGAAAACAUUUGUGGAAAUGAAUUGCUAUCAAUUGACAGGUUUCUUCCCAUGUAACAAAUCAACAUUGUAAGAAUGAAUUUACUGCAAUCGUAAAAUAGCCGCGACAUGUGCCACAAAGACUGGGCUUUUUUUUGUUGUUAAAAAAAAAAAAGAAUUGUAAUAUAAACAGUCUGCUCUCUGAACAGUUGUAUUUGGGUGUGUUGCUGCUAA